Molecule: messenger RNA, 497 nt
Organism: Saccoglossus kowalevskii
Lineage: Eukaryota; Metazoa; Hemichordata; Enteropneusta; Harrimaniidae
Product: atrial natriuretic peptide-converting enzyme-like
Source: RefSeq, a predicted model, not a curated record
UUGGAUCGUAUGAAUUGCAGAGUUACUUGCUAAAUAUGAAUCCAAAAAUAUAUAUCAGUUUAUUUGUCGUAAUGAGUGUGUUGCUGAGUAAAGCAGUUGGAUUUUGUAAUCCGAGGUACCAUUACCAGUGUGGUGAUGGUAGUUGUAUUUCGGAUUAUCUACGAUGUAAUGGAUCUCCUCAAUGCUCCGAUAAUUCUGAUGAAACUGACUGUGGUCAAAUCUGUUACCACUGUACCUAUACGUAUGACGCUGAAUACCCAGACUACUUUGGAUGUAAUGCUGGCAAAUACCCGAACCAUUGCUACAAAGAUGAAAUCUGUUCUACUAAAUACACACAGUCAUCUGAUAGAACUACUAUCUCACUCGGAUGCAUGAAUAAAUUGGAUUGCGAGACAGAAAAUGCGUUGAAUGGCCAAAGUUGCAACGAAGACGAACCUGAUGCUAGUGAGACAAGCUGUACAUUUUGCUGCGAUGACGUGUAUUGCAACAUGCAAUGA